Babjeviella inositovora NRRL Y-12698 is the source of this 1440-nucleotide messenger RNA. RefSeq names its product diacylglycerol kinase. Bases 243 to 1289 code for a protein of 348 amino acids. The record is from RefSeq and is a predicted model, not a curated record. NCBI's taxonomy places the organism in Eukaryota, Fungi, Ascomycota, Pichiomycetes, Serinales. Gene Ontology annotation, molecular function: ATP-dependent diacylglycerol kinase activity. The transcript has a single exon. Gene Ontology annotation, cellular component: endoplasmic reticulum membrane. Gene Ontology annotation, biological process: phosphatidic acid biosynthetic process.
UCGAUCUCCCAAAAAAAAAAAGCCAUAGAUCAAGCGGCCUCGCAGCACUACACAGCGAUUUCAAGUAUGUGCAGUAUUAGCCGGUUCAGUCUGCACUAUAAACAAUAGAAUAAACUUACAUACCGUCAGGCCUUAAGAAUACCCCUCUCAGCCGAAAAUAAUCUUUGACCUUACAAGCCCCUCCUACAUUUUCACUGUAUAUUCCUUAUCUCUCAAGUCAGUUACUGCUGCUACCACACAAUAUGAGCGCCACACAAGAAGACGCCCACUUGCGUUCGAGAACCACCAACGUUUCAACCAAGUUCAUAGACACUUCGUUCAGCGUAUACACCGAUGAAGAUGAUUCGGAUUACGCGGAAGGGACUACAACGGUUAUUGAAGACGACGACGACGUAUCGUCAUCCGCUUCCUCUAUUAUUUCCCAUGAGAGCCAUCGCACCAUUGCCGCCCAGAAUGAUUCCUCUGAUGACUCGCAACUCACGAUCGAUAACAUGGAGCUGCAGAAAGACGAGAACUUGUUGGCCGUUCCACCCCUUGCACACAAGCUUUUGGGCCGCUUGUCGCCCUCUCAGUCCACCACCAACUUGAUCCUUGAGUCGCACAAGCGCUUUGGCAAGUUUGUCCACAAGUACGAAGUGCCGCGCAAGGUGUUUCACGUAUCUAUCGGUUUCAUUACGUUAUAUGUCUACACUCUUGGGGUGCAAGUGCACCACUUGGUGCUUGGUCUCCUGACCGCCUUUGUCACUAUCUUAUCUACCGACUUGUAUCGUUUUAGAAACCCAAAGUUCAACGACUUGUACUGCAAGUUCAUGGGAUUCCUUAUGAGAGAGAAGGAGGUGAUGUCGUACAACGGUGUCAUCUGGUACUUGCUCGGGUUGGUGCUUGUGUUCAUUAAGUGCCCCAAGGACAUUUCCGUCAUGUCUGUGUUGUUGUUGAGCUGGGCCGAUACCUCUGCUUCCACUUUCGGUAGAAUGUACGGCCACUUGACCCCUAAGGUGAGUGGUAGCAAGUCUUUGGCGGGUUCGUUUGCUGCUUUCCUCACUGGUGUGCUUUCUGCCUACGUCUUGUAUGGUGUGUUCAUUCCACGCUUUCCAGAGGUGAACGUCGGCUAUGUUAUUGAAUGGACUGCCGAGACCAGCAAGCUUAACUUGUUCACGUUGAGUCUCUUGAGCGGGUUGGUUGCCAGUGUUAGCGAGGCAAUUGACAUUUUCGGCUGGGACGAUAACUUUACCAUCCCUGUUAUCAGUGGCUACGUGUUAUGGGGUGUUGUCAGCUACUUCAAGGUAUGAACAUCCAUCGCAUCGAACUAGACCUUCGAUAAGGAACGACUUACAGCACGUUGGAUACAUUGUGAAAAUGUGUAACCUCUUCCAACGCUGUCCCUUCAUAUUCUUGUAAUUACAUAGAUAAACUAAUACAUUAAUAUCACAUAUGAAAUCA